Messenger RNA from Mizuhopecten yessoensis (Yesso scallop), 3184 nucleotides. RefSeq names its product cytochrome P450 10-like. The record is from RefSeq and is a predicted model, not a curated record. Gene Ontology annotation, molecular function: monooxygenase activity; iron ion binding; oxidoreductase activity, acting on paired donors, with incorporation or reduction of molecular oxygen. Bases 74 to 1984 code for a protein of 636 amino acids. Lineage: Eukaryota; Metazoa; Mollusca; Bivalvia; Pectinida; Pectinidae. The transcript is spliced from 13 exons.
GCCAAAGUCGAUUUCAUCUGAAUCAGAACUUGCGACUGCCUCGAAAACCAGUCAACAAAAAGUAUGCUUUAGUAUGACCGUAGAAUCCUAUCCUGGUGAAUCAUCGGGUUCCAUCAAUGAAAGCGUGGCUUUGUGUACGCCAUCCUAUGGCUAUCCAGCUGUGGCGAUACGUAAGCAUGGUGCUGCGUCCAGUAGUAUAAAAGACAAAGACUUCAUAUAUUCUGUGCACAGAGUGCCUAAGCGACACGUACCUACCAGGAGACCAAAACACGGUCUGCCUUUAUUUGGAAUUUUAGCACUUCAAAAACAAAAAUCAGAAAUGGCAUCUACAACAACAAAAGCGCUUACCAAAUUGGUGAAAAUAAACACCCCAAUCAAACGAGUCGUAUCAACGUCGACGUCCAGCCGCCAGGGGGCGCAGGUGCUCGCAGUAGGAGCAGACAUUGCAGGAACGUGUCCAUUUAGAAGUACUUUUGAAACAAUAGAUAAUAUGAUGAGUAGACCGCAGCAAACAGCAGCGAUCCAAGUGGAAACCCCAGUCAUUGAAAACAAAGUACAGAACUACGAUGCUAUACCCGGACCAAAAGGCCUACCACUUAUUGGCACUUUGUUCGAUUACUUGAAGAAAGACGGUCUCAGAUUUAACAAAAUGUUUGAGGCAUACAGAACAAGAGCUUUAGAAUUCGGACCAAUCUACAAAGAGAAAAUAGCUACCAUUUCAACAGUUAUCAUCAGCGAUCCAGACGAGUACAGCAAAGUGAUCCGAGACGAAGGCAAAUACCCAAUGAGACGCGAGAUGGAACCCAUGGCUUACUACAGGUCCAAAAAUGGGAUCGGACUUGGUCUUGUCAAUGCACAAGGAGAGGAGUGGCACAAAUACCGGACAGUGGUCAGUAAGAAGAUGCUGAAGAUGAAAGAGGUAUUGGACUACUGUGGAAGCAUGGAUACAGUGGCUGAAGAUUUUGUCCAACAUCUGAAAGACCGGAGCACCACCAAACACGAAGUGCCAGUCCUGGAGAAGGAGAUCUUUAAAUGGGCAAUGGAAUCCAUUGGUACAUUCCUGUUCGAGGAGAGAAUAGGCUGCUUUGGAAGCCCAACCCCGACACAAGCACAGAGCUUCAUCGAUAACCUGCAAGGUUUCUUCAAACUUAUGCAACCCCUCAUGUACAACAUUCCCCUCUACAAAGUCAUGCCGACGAAGAUGUGGAAACAGUACGAAGCUUACGCUGACAAUGUUAUGAAAAUCGGCAGAUCUUUUGUUGAUAAGAAAGCGAAGGCUCUGGAAGGCGUUGUUCCUAAAGAGAACGAAAAGGUGUCUUUCCUAACGUACCUUAUGUCACAGGAGUCCCUCACCCCGGAUGAUGCCCUCUCUACAGCGGUCGAUCUGCUUGUUGGGGCCACGGAAACGACCUCCAACGGUUCACUGUGGGUGAUGUAUUGCUUGGCUAAGAAUCCGACAGUACAGGAAAAGCUGUUUCAGGAAAUCCAGAAUGUCCUCCCUUAUAAGGAGGCCAUCACCCCGGAAACCCUCAACAAGUUACCCUACAUCAAAGCUGUCAUCAAGGAAACGUUCCGGUUAUACCCAAUCACUUUCGCCACCAGCAGAUUUGUACAAAAAGACAUCGAAGUAGGCGGAUAUAACCUACCCGCUGGCACCCACGUCCAGGCUAAUUUAUACGGGAUGUUCCGAGAUCCCGAGUACUUCCCCGACCCGGAGGAGUUCCGCCCAGAGAGAUGGCUAAGGGAGGCCAACAUGGAGUCUAACAUCAAGGCACUGUCUAACCUUGUAUGGGGGCACGGAGCAAGGAUGUGCAUUGGCCGCAGGUUUGCCGAGCAGGAGAUGCACAUCAUGUUAUCCAAGAUGGUACAGAACUUCAAGAUCGAAUACCAUCAUGAAGAUAUUGAACCAGUUCUAAACACUGUGAUGACCCCGGACAGACCUCUCAAGCUUUCAUUCGUACCGAGAGAAUCUGAAUGUUUAUGAAAAUCGCGACGGGCAUCAGCAUCAUUCAAACCUUCGACUGUGAUAAUUUGUAGCAUCUUUGUACACGACAGACAGAUGUGAUGGACAAUACGCGUGUUACUGUAGGACUGAAUUCAGAGGGUCCAAGAUGUUUUUAUAAAUAAUGUGUUUGAUAACAAAGAACACAGCAGGCGACCGAUUUUGCUUUCUCAUUCAUGUUGGCGCCAGUUAAGCAGCUUAUAUAGGUUUAUUGCAGACUUAGGACUCCGGGAUUGGUCUGCUGGGUGCCUUCGGUAUGACGCUACUGGAUUUAUUCGAACUUAGAUAGUCCUCCUUAGCCAGUUCUCUACUAAAUAUAGCAAGAGUCACAGCAGGCCUUUAUCGGGGAUCAAAUACAGAUCCUGCAAGAUUUGAAAGAAAUUCCAACUUUUUCAUCUUUUAUGAAUGGGAGGUAUUUUAGAACAAGAUGUAAGUACUGAUGCUGUUACGUGUUAAAGAAAGCGACAGUAGAGUUGACACGAAUAUAUAUCAGUAUAGUCUUCUCCCAUGUUGCUUGUUGAAUAUUCAUAGUUUUUUCCUUUAUAAAUCUUUCGAAAUUUCCUUUUGUAAAGGUUAAAUGAUAAUGUGAAUAUAUAGUAUGCAAGAACAUUUAAUAUAGAAACAAUGAAAUAAUGCCGCGUAAGUAUUUCAGCGGAAGUUGUAUUUCAAUACCUAGUAAAAACGCAGAUAAAGACGAUGGUUUAUGUAAAUGGACCCUGCUUCAGUUUUAGCCUAACGAUUUCAAAAACUGUCAAUAUUUGAACAUUUCUCAUUUUCUUACUUUCUAUUAAUUCUUUGGCAAAUUUACUUCACUUUUAAGAAAGAAACUUUAUCUGGGGAUUUUAAGUGAGAUGUAGCUUUUUCCUGAUUGAUAGUUAAUAUCAGUAUUUGCAUUGCAUAUACUACUACUUAGAAUGAUCUUCAUGGUAUUGUUUAAAAACACUGAAAUAAUUAAUCCUACGUAUAUUUCUAGCAGGAAAACAAACCAUUCUAUUUCUUCUAUACAUAUCAAAUGAUAUUUAUUCUAUAAAUCUGUAUCUAUAUCUCAGUAUCCCUAACGUUAUUUAUCAGACAUAUUUCAUUAAAAAAAUGACCUACGACAUACGAGCAAUUAAAAUCUUUUGAAACAAAAAUGCGUUUGUGUAUUUCAAUGACAACCUGCAUUUUAACCCUGCAGCGAAA